This is a messenger RNA of Fusarium verticillioides 7600, 5123 nucleotides long. RefSeq lists its product as hypothetical. The transcript has 2 exons. Lineage: Eukaryota; Fungi; Ascomycota; Sordariomycetes; Hypocreales; Nectriaceae. The record is from RefSeq and is a predicted model, not a curated record. The coding region runs from base 992 to 4459 and encodes 1155 amino acids.
CUCUGGGGCGCCCUGUCAAUCUAAUUCCCCCUUCAUCGUUGUCACCAAAUUUCUCAUCCUACUCAAAAUCUUGAGAAUUUGUUGGUUCCAUUGGCUCAGACACACCUCGUCCCUAAACGAUCUUCUUUUCCGUUCUCUCGUUUGUUAAACUUCAUUCAUUCUUUUCCAUCCGUUCGUUACCUUACUCCCAUUGACCGUUGCCCUUGACUCGCCUUGGUACAUCUUGGGAUCACGAGUCUUGUGCCGAUCCAGUGGUACCCCGGAUUGGUGAGAUCAAAUCAAACUGCCGGCCAGCGAGUAACCUUUUGACAAUCCUUCUCCGACACGAUCGUCUCGCACCCUGUGACAGCACUCUCCCUUGAGAUCCGCAGAAGAUAGUCAGACCAAACCAAACAAGGCUUAUUCGACUCACCACUGGCUCAAGCUUCUCGCGAAAAUCCCCUUUGUUUUGCUUUGUUCAUUCUCUCCCCGAGUCUGAGACAACCUCCUUUAUCCAUCAAACUUGCCUGAAUCGUUUCCAUUUCUGGACUCAACACCCGACCCGUUCUUGUUUAACCUAACUCGGGUACUUGCGUUUUCCUCUUCCCUCUUACAAGAAGAACUCAUCUGCUGUCGCCCGUUUUCGGCCUACAAACUUGCCAUACUGCAUCCAAAUUGCUCCACGAGGCUCCUGCACGACUCCGACUCCGACGACAAUCCCGAUCCGCGAAGCUAUCGAGUACGAAUAAUCUUGCUUCGCGUGCCCUUUGUGACUACCGAGUCACUUCGCCCGAAUCGAUAUUGGUCUCUCACAUCACCAGAGACUGGUACACAUAUUCUACAGGUUUCGUCAAUUUGACAUCUGCAGUGUUUGACGCAAGAUUGGUAUAGUUGCCAAUCUAGUUCGACCUAUAUCGCUUUUAUCAGUUGUGAUGAAUUAAACGCCUACCUCCUACGACAACGAACAACCGAGGCAAAAAUAACGUUUCAUCCUCGGGAUUUGUCCUUCAUUAUGAAUAGGUUCAGAGGCAAGAAGAAGGGCAAGGAUGAUCUCGAGGCUCCGCGGCCAUCGAUUGAGUCUGAGUCUUCCAGCCCCUUUAGAAUGUUCGGCAAGAAGAAGGCACAGGAAGAGGAACCUAAAAAGGAGAUUGAUCUGGCUACAGCCCUUCCAUCGACUGAUGAUUUCCGAACGAGUCUUCUGAUGACCAACCUUUCGGCACGGUUCUCUAUGUUACGUGAGCAAGAUGAUCCAAACACCAAGGUUGGCAAGGCCAGUGACGAUAGUGUUCUGUUCCCUAAAAGACAAUCAAGAAUGAUGGACUUUGGUUUUGCUGCAGGGUUGGGCGACAUUGCUGAGGUCGAGUCUAUUCGGGCUCCUUUUGCACGCUCAUCGAUGCAGUCUAAUGAUGAUACCGGCUCAACAAACGGGAGUGUCAUGGGCAGAUCGAAACCGAUCGAAGGAAACAACUUGUUUGGAGGUCGACAAAAGGUUUACAAAAUCGGCACUGGAGGGAACAAAGGGGCUAUGAGUGGCCGUGUUCUCUAUGGUGACGAUAUCGCCCAGUCUGCAUUCCAGAAGUGGAGGCAAUCUGAAAAGGAUAAGCAGUCAUUCGAAGACCUGCAGCAGGAAGAAUUAGGUGACUUGGAAAAUGCCCGACCAGAGUCUCCUUCUCAAACCGAGUACAACCGAAAAAGGGAGACAAACUCAACGACAUCGUCAGGUCCAUCUGCAGCUCGGGACUCAACAGCCGCUACAUCUAUCACCUCAUCUUCAGUCAAGGACCGAGAGUCUUUCGUGCGCACAUCUCGGACUGUCAGCCCAACACCACCAAUGGAGCGAAGCGUGACCAGAGCCCGUCGCCUCUAUGAGCAAAGUUUAAACCAGGAUCUCCAAGACCAGCAGUCGUCUGCCCUUUCAAGAAUCGAUACGCUUACUAAGCGUACACUCGGCAGCAGAACUCCAGAUCUGACACCUCCUGUACCUUCCCCAGCAAGCGCAACAUUCGGGGAUCGUUUCAUCACUCGAUCGGUCCUGGCUAAGGCUAGUGCCCCUAACCUACGAUCUUUCAGCCCUCCAUCGCAAAUGAGUCCUGUAGACUCGAUGAAUAAAUUCCCUAGUAUGGACCAGAAGGCCUUUGGUGCUACACCUCCUCUUAGCCCCCCUAUUAGUGAGACAGGGGAGGCUCAGCCGUUUGAUCGAAGCAGAAUUAUCAGUAGGACCAACAGUCAAUAUGAUGAAUCAAGGUUCGCCCAACGGCAAAUGCAAAUGCAGCAGGGUCGCGAAACUCCCACGAACCGAUUUCGCACUGAUUCCAACCCCUCAUUGCCAGGCACUCGAUCUAGGUCAUCAUCUGCCCACCGUCCGCAAAUGGAAAGGAACGAAUCUGGAUCGUUCCAGACUGAGCCAACUGUCCAGGAAGAGUCACAGCAUUCAACCUUCUUUGAUGACGAUGAUGACCAGUCUGUCGUGGACGAGUCACACCUUCAGCCUAUCUUUCCCCUUCAAGUCAAGGUUGAGAAGCCAGCGGAUAAUGAGCACCCUGCCUUUAGACGCGCUGCAGUACCAACGCCUCUAGCGGUUUCUGAAGGAACUGGAGUUGCGCCAGCUAACUCAACGGAGCAAAUGCCUAAGGACUCACCUACUUUGGGACCUACCUCUGGUGGACUGAGCGGCAUGGUCAGGCAGCAUCUUCGACAAGAUAGUGGGGCCUCCUCAAUUUAUGGAAGCUUACCCAACGAUGUUGACCUGAGCUCACGAUUCCCUCCCGAACGCCCUGAUGCACAUACCUAUGAGCCCAAGACGGUCGAUUCGAACGCCUGGGAGUCGAUUGAGAGAGACUUGGCUAUGUCAAUUGACGGUAGCGUGACUAGUCCUACUAGAUCGUCUGGUUUGAUCGAGGCCCAGAUAUCAUCUAGACCCGAAUCCACCCAAAACCCGAAACAACAAGUCAACCCCCAGCCAGAAGAAGAGACAGAUGACUUUGCUCGUCAUCUUGCCGACGGUGCGCGACGUGUCAGGGAGAGACUGACUUCUUUUGUCGAAGCUGAUAGCAGCAUUUCGUCACCAGAAGCUCCGCCUCUGUCCGAGCUUCCACCUCCACCUCGUCCGAACGCUUUGGGUAUCUUGAAAUCCAAAUCCAGUCGUGGCUCUUUGGUUGACAGAGGUCGAGGCGACAGAGAGAAUGGCAGCCAGUCCAAAGCGAAGAAACUCCUUGGCCUUCGAGGCUCGUCGCCUGCUCCUGCCGCAAGUCCAUCCCGCCGUGGCUCAUUCGAGGCAAAUGAAAGGCUGACGCAGUCGCCUGAGCCAAGGGACGAAAACCUACCAAGAGAUAGCGAGGAAAAGGAAGGUGUCCAUGCUGGCCUCAAGGCUUUCCGACAAGCCCGUCGGGAACUCCAAAGGAUGAAGGAACUAGAAGUUCAGCAACGACACCAACUACCCUCGAAGCCUCCUUCAGCGGGCAGAGAUCGAGCCCAAACUACGACAUCCCGACCACCAUCUCAGGAACGCAGACCACCUCCUCCUGUCUCAUACAAUCGAGUGCCUAGCGAAGAAUCGAGGGCCAAUGCUGGCUCACGCGCUGGUUCACGCUCAGGAUCCCGAGCUCCCUCUGAACGUGAUCGAAGUGGCUCUGAAGCAAGCAGCGGAGGCAGAUCUGGUAGUCGACCGCCACGCCUUAGAAACGGAUCCGUGCCUAGUGAUGAUUACCAAGGGCCCAUGGGAUCCCCUGUGGGAAAUAAUGGCAAGCCUCGACAAGGGCCGAUGAUGAGAGCACCAAUGAUGCCUGGACAAGACAUGCGACGGUCACCACGUAUGCCGCCUCAACCAUAUCCCGGAAGCGCUUCGACUGGCCCCUACAACCGUCCCGACAACAGCUUGCAUAUACAUCCUGUCUAUGGACACGAUUCCGGCCACCCAUCGCCAAUUUCCCCACUCAAUGGUGCCCCCUCGCCUCAUGGCGCACCUUCUCCUUAUGGAUUUCCCGGACCUGGCCCCGGCUCCCAGAGACCAUAUGGGCCUCCUUACCCAGGUGCAAUGAUGCGCAACCGAGAUAUGUCGGAACCCUCAAUCAAGCCGCCAAUGUCACCCAUGGGUCACCAUGACGGCCUUCGACCUGGCCCUGGAUCUGGACUCAAUGGUGGUGCAGUUUCUACGCCUAACCUGCAUAGCAACAUUGCUCCCCCUUUGCCACCAAUCAACCCUCGGCGCAAGAACACAGCAGCCACGCUCGCUGAAGGUACCAUGAGCGCUCACCGCCGCCCUAUGAGCCCUAGUAUCGCAAACGACCAACGUGGUGGCUUUCGAAGUGAUGAUGAAGAUGGCGCAGGGAUGAACCGUCAGAGAUUGCGCAAAGCCACAAGCGAAGCAAACGGUAUGAACGCACGAGCAAGAUCAAUGCAUCAAGCUCCUCCUCCGCCUAUGGCUGCACCACCUCUGCCUCCUAGCAUGAGCAGCAAUGCAGUUCCCGGAGGGAUGAUUUAACAGUGCAGACGACGACUGUUUUUCUUUAUUUCUUUCAAUUCUCUUAAUUCCCCUUUUGCCGACAGCAUGAGACUCAUGACCAAGAUACCUCACGGCCCUUUUCAUUUCAUAAACUUAAUCUCAGCGUCCUGAAUCAUCGAGCGGAGCCUUCGAUGAUAGGACCCCAUCAUUCGUGUGUAUUUGCGGGGUGAAUGAUUUGUCACUCCUUGUAUGUUUUUCUUUUGGGGAUAAUUCGGUCAUUGACGGAUGGAUGGUUGGAAUCUAGUAUCAGGCGCAAAUUGGCCCUGCUAGCAAGAGAUCGAGCAGGUCCUUGAUUCGAAUAGCUGGCGUCAGGCAAGGUGUGGAAGGAAAUGAUAUGUCAGGAAGCAGAAUGGAACGGAACAAGCGGGCAUGCAUUCAACAAGGCUGGGAAGGUGUUUGGUUUUGUACGUAUAGGAUUGGAACCGACGGCCAAAAGAACGUAGUGAGGAUACUACGUCAGUUUAUAAAACGUUGACCUCAUGGAGAGUUUCGCCAUUUCAAAGCAAAGGAUGGUCAUAGUCAAAGAAUGAAAAUAGGCAACAGGCCUGUAGUCAAACAUUGUAGAUGAGAUAAAUCACGAUGGUCACCCAUAGUGCUCAGUCUACCUAGGUGCCCAUGCCGACAUAUUCAAGACAUAAACCAG